Messenger RNA from Rotaria sp. Silwood1, 1836 nucleotides. The record is from the annotation of a GenBank genome assembly. Lineage: Eukaryota; Metazoa; Rotifera; Eurotatoria; Philodinida; Philodinidae.
AUGAGUGAUGAAGACGCUACCUUUUAUGACAAAUUAACUGCUAGUGUACACACGCAUCAACGAUUACCAACUGCAUGUAUAAGUGGUGGAAUACCAGUAACCGGUUGGACAUUAGUGGGCGAUAAUACAUACAAAGCUGUUGUAACACAACCAAUAUUCGUCAAUCAAUUAUUCGUUGAUAAUCGACGCAUCGUUCGUACACGUAUUCCAAUGAAUCAAUCUGAAUAUCUUCAAUAUGCUGCACCAUUACAAGAUCCGAACCAGGCACGAUAUGGUUUUCAAUAUGCUCCAGGCCAAUUUGAAUCCUGGCCAUUGGAUGAUGCCAUGGUAGUUGUUUAUCACAGUUGGACAACAUCACAUCAUUAUAUUGAUCAAAUUAUUACGUCGAAUAGAACCAUUUUAUUCACCAAUCCAUCGAAUUCUCCUAUUGGAACAUAUGUUAUUCAAGGACAACGGCGAUUUCAUAUCGAAAACCUUUGUAUAUCAUUUGUGCCAAACUCAUUUUGUUUUAUGAAUGCAACGAAAACCAUUUAUCUGAUGACCGAUGGAUCUUAUGAUCCGACGAAAGUACAGAUUAUCACAUCAGUGAAUGAAUUUGUUGUAUUAGUUGCUGGUACUAAUGCCACUAAUCCAGUCACAGAUAUUAUCAUCAAUAAUGUUGCAAUACAACAUAGUGCCUGGAAUAUUGGUCGCACUCAACAAGCUGACUAUCAAGCAGCCUCAUUUCUUAAUUCUGCUCCACUUUAUAUUGCCAAUGCAACAUCAAUUAUCAUCUCAGAUGUCGAAGUCAGUCAUACUGGAUCAUAUGGUAUUUGGAUUAGAGAAGGAACAACCAAUAUCAAUAUUAUUAACUCGUUAAUUACCGAUACUGGUGCUGGUGGUAUUCGUAUUGGUCAAAUGAUAGCACCAAUAUCAAUCCCAACUAAUUCUAUACAUAUAAUAUCAAACAAAGUCAGUUACGGUGGAAAUGUAUUUCCAAGUGGUGUUGGAGUUAUUAUUCACCGUGCAGUUGAUGUUAUCAUUGCUGAUAAUAGUGUUCACCAUCAUCGAUACACUGGAAUUUCAGUGGGAUGGGAAUGGGGUUAUAGUCCAUCAUAUACAAGUAACAUAGUAGUUCAUGGGAACUAUAUCUAUAACACCGGUCAACAUAUUCUUUGUGACCAAGGCGGCAUUUAUACACUCGGUAUCCAGCCAGGAACGAUUAUUACGAACAAUGUAAUUAAAAACGUUUUUAGCUACGCUGCCUACAUGUGGGGCAUUUAUCUAGAUGAAGGCUCGUCUGAGAUCGUCGUCUCGAAUAAUGUUGUAUAUAAUAUUGGUUGGGGUGGUUUGUUUCAACAUUAUGGGGCUAAUAAUACCAUCAUUAAUAAUGUAUUUGCACGUACAUCAGUAAUUCAACCACCACAACCCGGUGAUCCCAUUCCAGAUGGUGAUCUUCGUAUUAUGAAUACCGAAAAUCAUCUUUCAUGGACAUUUACGCGUAAUAUUGUCUAUGACACAUUUCAAGGAAGCAAUCAUUCUGCGUUCAAAUCUGAUGCCGCAAAUGUCUCUGUAUCAUUUAGUAGCAAUGUUUAUUAUAAUCCAUAUGGUACUCCUUUAUUAUUUGGAAUACAACAAACACCAUUUGUAGAGUGGCAAAAAACUGGACAAGACAACGAUAGUGUAAUAGCAGAUCCAUUGUUUGUUGGCGAUGUCAAUCAAUGUGAUUUUUUUACUAUUCAAUCUAAUAGCCCUGCAGCGAAACUUGGAUUUGCAAAUAUAACUAAACUUUCAAAGUGGACUCCUGGUUGCAGUACAGAUGAUGCGAAUGAUGACAAUCAAUUUUAUCAUUGGUAA